This is a messenger RNA of Schizosaccharomyces osmophilus, 2871 nucleotides long. RefSeq names its product karyopherin/importin-beta family nuclear import receptor Mtr10 (gene mtr10). Gene Ontology annotation, molecular function: small GTPase binding. Gene Ontology annotation, cellular component: cytoplasm; nuclear membrane. Gene Ontology annotation, biological process: protein import into nucleus. Lineage: Eukaryota; Fungi; Ascomycota; Schizosaccharomycetes; Schizosaccharomycetales; Schizosaccharomycetaceae. The coding region runs from base 1 to 2871 and encodes 956 amino acids. The record is from RefSeq and is a predicted model, not a curated record. The transcript is spliced from 2 exons.
AUGGAAGAGUUACAUAAUGCUUUAACCACCCUCUAUGCGAGCGUCGAUCGCAAUCAAAAGUUAGAAGCGAACUCCUAUUUGGAAGAAUUUCAGAAAAGUGCUGCUGCAUGGCAAAUAUGUUUCCAGAUUUUGAAUACGGUUGACAGUAGCAUUGAAUCAAAACUCUUUGCUGCACAAACGCUGCGACAGAAGAUUGUAUACGAUUUUCAUCAGCUGCCAAAAUCUGUUCAUGCUGAAUUGCGAGAUAGUAUGUUGCAACUUUUCAUUUCUUCAAAGGAUAGCCCAAGACCAUUGUUGAUCUCAUUUGCAGUCUGCAUGGCCGCAAUUGCUUUGCAUAUGACUGAAUGGCACAAUGUGAUUAACGAUGUCUUCCAAGCGUGCAGCAGUCAUGACCCAACAGGUCGCUGCAUCCUACAAUUUUUGUCAGUUUUGCCGGAAGAAGCAGCUGAUCCACGAAAAACAUCUUUGACUUGGGAAGAACUUUGCACUCGUAUAGACGAAUUAUUGCGGGAUAAUGGGCCCGCCGUACUAGAGUUACUACUACAAUAUGUAAACAGCAAUGUAUAUGCUGGCGGAUCCUCUAAUGUUGAUCUGAACCUCGUAUUGACUAGUUUGACAUCCUGGCUUCGCGAAAUUCCUCUAGAAAAAGUACUCUCAUCCCCGUUGAUUGAACUCGCAUUUCGAUCUUUGGAUGAUGAUAUGCUCAUUGACGAUGCAGUCGAGUUUCUCUGUGCUGUCUUAAACGAAACAAGGGAAGUGGAUGAAUCCAUGGAUAUGAUUAUGAUGCUUUAUCCCCGUUUACUAGAAUUUCGUCCAAAAAUUAUCGCGCAAAAAGACGACCCAGAUGUCUUUCGUGCAAUUGGGCGACUCUUCACUGAGGCAGGAGAAUCUUGGGUGGUCUUAAUGGCCCGAAUGCCUAAUGAAUUUCUACCCUUGGUAGAAUCUAUUGUGCAAAUAUGUGCAAACGACGAAGAAUUAGAAGCCAUCAAAUUCACUUUUGCCUUCUGGUGGGAUAUGAAACAAAUGCUGGAAUUAGAAGCGUACACUCAAGCCCGUAUAAUCUAUGCCCCACUCUUUUUAGAGAUGGUUGGUAUCGUGGUUAGCCAUUUGCAUUAUCCACGAGCAGAUAAUCAACCCCUCAACGACCAAAUGGCCCAAGCUGAGGUUUUCUUUGAUGAUCGUGAAUCUGAGGACCGGUUUCGUGCUUUCCGCCAUGAAAUGGGCGACGUGUUGAAAGAUUGCUGCGCUGUUGCAGGAGUAACUCCUUGUUUGCUAAAGGUUUCUACAAAACUUUUGGAAACUUUGGAUGCAAAGGAGUCAGGUCUGCCAUACUUUUGGCAGGAUAUUGAAGCCCCUUUAUUUGCUUUACGUGCUAUGGGACGUAUGGUACCGAAUGAUGAAGAAAAGGUUAUAAUCCAUUUGCUAAGGUUCCUUUCCAAGCUUCCUGAAAACAAUAAAGUACGUUACGCUGCAAUUUUGUUUGUAGGAAGAUACACUGAAUGGACUGCACAGCAUCCUGAGUACUUGGAGAUGCAACUGAAUUAUAUUGCAGAGGGAUUUCAAAUUCCAUGUAAAGAAGUUCAAAGUGCUGCUGCACAAGCAAUGAAGCAUUUCUGUUCUGACUGCCGUGAGCAUCUCGUAAAUCAUCUUCCACAGUUACAUACUUUUUACCUCAGCAUGAGAGAAGCGUUGGAUUCUCAAUCUGUUCUCGAGAUUGCCGAGGGUCUGGCACAUAUUGCUGCUAUUCAACCUAUCACAAAUACCUAUCAGUCAGUGCAUAGUUUCAUUGCUCCUUCUUUGCAGAAAAUUGUGUUGAGUCAAACAAAGACAGGGCACACAGAACGAGAGAUGGAAGCGCUGGCUGAUGAAAUUGAUAUACUUAUAAUCUUCUUUUCAAUUGUCUAUCCUUUGAGUUCCUCACAUGAGAUUCAUCCUACCAUUCAACUUUGUUUAGACAUAUGGCCAGUCGUGGCGAGAACUCUGGAUACAAUUCCUAGCCCAUUGAUUUGUGAGCGUAUUUGCAAGCUUUUGAAGAAUGUGAUUAUGACGUUCCGAGAAAAAGCUCUAGUUUUGCUGCCUUCAAUUGCAGAAACGCUAGUGAAAGGGUUUGAGAGUACGCAGUUUGGCUGUUUUCUAUGGGUCAGUGGAGCAUGCGUCCGGGAGUUUGGCUUAACUGAAACGGAUGAGCAAACCCAAGUGUCUGUUUGGGGCUUUGUAGAAAGACAAUGCACUAACAUGUUUUACUAUAUGACGAAAAAGUCACCGAAAGAAAUCCCCGAUGUGAUUGAUGAUUUCUUCCGGUUUAUGAUGGAUGCGCUGUUGGCAAAUCCUCAGCGGGUAUUCAUGAGCGAUAUGCUGGAACCUUUGAUUCAUGCAUCAUUAGUUUGUUUGCAAGUAAACCAAGACGAAUCUCUUUGCAGUGUGUUGGUUUAUUUACAAGAUCUCGUUUCGUUUGCUUUAAGGACUCCUCCUUAUACUCUUUCUGAGCCGGUUUCAGAAACACUAUUAAAAAAAUUACGUUUGCUGGUGCUGAAUAAUUCGCAACAGAUGUUUAGCAUUUUAUUUAACGGAAUGGCGUUCAUUUUCCCCCGUAACAACGUUUCGGAUGCUUCUGCGGUUUUAAUUCCUUUAAUUCGUUUGAUAUGCAUGGAGAAUGCUAGUUUUUGCAUUCAAUACUUGUCGAGUGUACUGGAUCAACUUCCACAAGACACAAUUGGCCAAGAGGAGAAGCUCAAGUUUUUGGAAACAUUUUCCCAGCAUUGCGCAUCUUCUGAAAUGCCUCGUUUGCGUGCACACCUACAAGACUGGACGUCUAUGUACCGCAGAAGGGUACUUUCACCGCGAUCAAAAGGCAUCGCAUUGUCAUCUUAG